CGCCAUUGCAAUGGACAGAUAAAUAUUCCCCCCUCAAGCUCUUUGUCUUCUCCUGCUCCUCCCGAUCCCAAUCCGCCAUUGGUGGGCGCCAAGCUCAGCUCGUUGCUCUUCUUCUUCUUCUUCUUCUUCUUCUUCUUCCUCACUCGCUGCCCACUCAUUGGGAAAAAUCCGAGCUCGGAUUGAGGUUUGUUGGUAAGACGGACAGCCAUGGAAGCGGUGAGGUGUUUUGUGGUGUUGUGCGUGGCUGUGGCGGCGGCGCUGGCUUCUUUGGGUGGCGGUGCGGUUGAUGCGGCGGCGGCGGCGGCGGCGGCGCAGGAGAUGCGGCGAGGCUUCUCGGCGGCGCACGACCGGUCCUACUCGCAGUUCGAGCAGGUGCUGUCCGACCCCACCGGCGUCUUCGCCCUCGGCUUCCUCCGCGUCAACUCCACCAUGCUCGACCUCGCCGUGGUCCACCUCCCGUCCUCGUUCCCGCUCUGGAGCUCCAUCCCCGACCGCCCCGCGCAGUGGUCCGCGCCCGCUUCGCUCUCCUUCGACGGCGACCUCGUCCUCACCGACCCCGCCGCCAACAAGGUCCUCUGGUCCGCCGGGGCCGCCGCCGGAGCCGGCGGCGACCGCGUGGUGCUCCUCAACACCUCCAACCUCCAAAUCCAGAGCGGCGGCGGCGGCGGCGACGGCGGCUCGUCGCCCGGUAUCGUGUGGCAGAGCUUCGAUGCCCCAUCGGAGACCAUCGUGCAAGGCCAGAACCUCACCUCCGCGGCGGCGCUCUACACCUCCGACCGCCGCUUCUCCAUGCGGAUGGGGACCAGCUACUUCGGGCUCUACAUCGAGCCGCCCGCGUCGUCGUCCGGCGGCGGCGGCGUCGCGGCAGCGAUGUACUGGAAGCACACGGCGCUGCAGGCCAAGGCCGCGAUCGUGGACGGCGGCGGCCCGACGUACGCGCGCGUGGAGCCCGACGGCUACCUCGCCAUGUACCAGAAGGAAGGGCCACCCGCCGAAGUCCUCUCCUUCGACACCUUCAACCAUGGCGUGCGGGCGCUCCGCCGCAUGACGCUCGAGGCCGACGGCAACCUCCGCGCCUACUACUGGGACAGCACCGGCUCCCGGUGGGUGCUCGACUACACCGCCAUCACCGAUCCGUGCGGCCUGCCAAGCACCUGCGGCGCCUACGCCGUCUGCGUGCCGCCCAGCGGCCGGUGCGCGUGCCUGGCCAACGCGACGGACGGCUCGGGAUGCGCCGCCGCAAACGUCGGCGGCGGCGGCGGCCUCUGCGGCCGCACGGGCGGCGAGGUGGGCGGGCUGUACUGGGAGGUGCGGAGGCAGCGCGUGGAGCCGGCGAACAAGGAAUUCCUGCCGUUCGAGCACUCGCCGUCGGCGGCGGACUGCGAGGUGCGGUGCGCGCGCAACUGCAGCUGCUGGGGCGCCGUCUACAGCAACGGCACGGGGUACUGCUACCUCAUGGACUACCCGGCGCAGAUGAUGGUGGCCGCCGACGAGAGGAAGGUGGGGUACUUCAAGGUGAGGAGCCUGGAGGAGGCGGCGGCGGCGAGCGGGGGCGGGAGGGCGGCCGGUGUCAAGGCGGCGCUGCUUGCCGUCGGCGUGACGGUGCUGGUCGCCGCGGCCGCGUUCGGGGCGUACAGGGUGUGGAAGCGGAGGUGCCGGACGGCCGUGGACGCCAGGCGGCAGGUCGUCGCCGACGACGAGGGGCUCUCGCCGGGCCCGUACAAGAACCUCGGAUCCUUCAGCUCCGUCGAGCUCUCCAGCUCCUUCCGGAGGUAGCCAGCCAGCCACCUGAGAUGUGGUGUGAUUGAUUAGAUCGAUGAGAUCGCUGGGAAACAGACGCCGUGGACGGAGAAGGCAAGGCAAAGGGCGGCGGCGGCGGCCGCUGAUCGGAAGAGGCAGGCCCAAAUUACGGUGGCGAUGACUUGGGCUAGUGGGCUACUUCUGUUUUUGGAGGGAAUGAGGGAUGUCUCUUGUAUGAUUUCGGCCAGUUUUGAUCUUUUCGUUAGGCCCAUCAUAUUAUCCUCGGGCCAUUUUCUUUCCUGUACAAAUUUGCCCCUCCAUCUAAAAAAAGGAAAUUUCUUCCAUGCUA
Molecule: messenger RNA, 2089 nt
Organism: Oryza sativa Japonica Group (Japanese rice)
Lineage: Eukaryota; Viridiplantae; Streptophyta; Magnoliopsida; Poales; Poaceae
Product: PAN domain-containing protein At5g03700
Biological process (GO): recognition of pollen
Source: RefSeq, a predicted model, not a curated record